Messenger RNA from Oikopleura dioica, 492 nucleotides. NCBI's taxonomy places the organism in Eukaryota, Metazoa, Chordata, Appendicularia, Copelata, Oikopleuridae. The record is from the annotation of a GenBank genome assembly.
AUGCGGUUGCUUCUUUUUCUCGUAGCAGCAUGCAACUUCGAAAUUGUCCACUGCCAAAUUUAUAAAGGAAUGAGAGCUGCUGACUAUGCCAAAAUGACCAAGGGCCCGUCACAGUUUGGGAAACUGAGGACGAGAGGAAAGACGUUGCCACCGCCAGUGGAAGAGACCAUGAUUUUCGGCGCCUGGCUUCAGGGAAAUAUGAAGAGUACCAAAUGGCUCCAUCUUUUUCAACACCACGAAAUCAAGCUCUGGCACAAUUUCGAAUACAAAGAAACAAACUCCGAAAAGCUCGAAAUCGUCUUCCAUAAUUACUACAAAAAACCGCUGGUGACAAUGGAUAUCACCAAAUAUUCACAAGAGAAAUUGAUAAAAUUGCUGAAACACCAAGGAUUUUACCGACGACGAUAUCAGUUUGAAAAAAUGAACGAGGACCAAGCAGAAGCGCCAUUCAUCAAGUACAAGUGGGAACCUGGCAAGAUGGAACUCCGAUAA